UAUAAAUACAGACACACAGUAAAGCUGUAAUCACAUAUGUACACAUUGGUAACAUCAUCACAUACAAAGUUGCAGGAGUACUCAGAAGAAGAAGAACCACUCAGAUCCACGCAUGUGCUAUACAGAGAAUAUGUAAAAAAUCAUCAGUCACAGGUACACAUUGGUUUGUAUUGUUUUAUUGUUUUAUUUAUUAGCAUUGGUAGUGACAACAAUGAUAUCUGACAUUCUUUUGAUUUUUCUAUUUAUUUAAGUUUCUGAGAGGAAAUUGGCCCCAUUGAAGACUACCUGCUGAAGGCAAGCUGACCAUAUAUUUACUUUUAGUUUAAAAAGAUAUUAAUAAACAAUUCAGGUGGAAUUUUAAUUGAAGUCACAGGUGAGUACAAGUGGGAGGGGUUAUUCACUCAUUUUUUCACUCAUGCACAUGAUGACAUGAUGCCUGGAUACUCCUACGAUGUACAAAUUUUUAGCAAUUAUGACAUGUUCAGACAUUAAAGACAUAUGGUUAGGUGUACAGUGGAUCAUUAUAGUUCAUUUAGACCUGUGGAGGCAAACGUACCUAAUUUUGUCAUCCACAGUUUUUCUACCCUUUUCUGCUGCACAAUGGUCCAGUUAGCAUUCGGGUUAAGGUUAAGGUUAGGGUUAGGGGAGUGGGAGCAAUAUGAAGUCAGGCAACAGGGGGACAUGUUGUGACUGUGAACAGGUUAAUUAACUCAUAGAGUUCUUUUCACUGUUUGGUUUACACUACAUAAUUAGAUUUAAGUUCCUUUGUAGCGUUAGUUAUUUAAGACUCAUAAAGAAAAAAAUGAUCCAAAGAAAUAUUAAGGAAACCUAAAGUGAGAGCAUAUUUUUACAUAGCACAUUUCCGAUCCAGAGCAAUAUGUGACCCCUAACCUGCAGAGCACACAGGUCUGUUUGAGCGCAGUAAAGAGUCCCAGAGGAGGACAGAAAGUGUCACCUGUGUGAUUUGGAUGAAAUAUUUGACAGUCAAUUGUAUCAUGAUGUUUGAAUUAAGCUUUUCCAGAAAAUGUCUGCCAGACUGUUUGACACAAUGGAUGAAUGUACAUGUUUACAUACCAGGCAUUUGACAAAGCUCAGUUUUUGUCAAAGGCUUAUCAUCACAGUAUGAAAGGAUGGUAUGUUUAACUUAAGGUUAUACCUGUUAUGUUGUGACACAUACAGUGUUAUGAGUUUUACUUGUUCCUUCUUGUUUUCUAUUACCUCUGUAUUGUAUGUGAUGCAAGCAGAGUCUUGUAGGCCUCUGUGGGCUGGUCACCUUUGGGUUUGUGAUGCUUAAAUAAAAGUAUUUAUUUGUUCAUUAGAGUAUAUUGUAUAAGAUUAGUACACACAAUAAUGAACACCUAGGCUCCAAGCCUUUGUGACAAAAAUUUCCUCAGCUAUCUCAGAAAUGCCUUGCCCUCUACCUUUGGCCCCAAGUUUCACUGAGGUGAAAUUGUCGCUUGUACGUGCCAUUUCUGUCACUGCUGUGAGCAAUCAUGCUGAGUGAAUAUUAUAUAGCUUACAUAGCUUUUUCUUCUAUACUAUAGGUGCUCAAAUUGUUGUUUUUGUGCCUCUAAACCUGCUCAAGCAACUAAACAAGCAAGGCUGUGAUUACUGCUACAGGUUGAGGAUAACAGAAAAAUGUGUUCAAGGAAUGCUCCGUCAUUAAGAAGCGUUAAAAUGUGGAAUCACGAGUUUGUCCUGUAAAGAAGGCAGAUGAACCCCGACCCACCAGCUACCACACCCAUGUUGAUGGAGAGAUUGUAUAGAGGAGUAGGGGGGUAGCCUGUCAGCUGCAUUCUUCACUUUCAACCCCCUCCCAGCCCUUCCCACUUUGCCGCUGCUAUAUAACCAAGGAGACCAAAGUGAUGCUUACAACUGCAGAUCAACUCCAGUAUUCCUACCUGGUCCAGAUCCAGACCCUUCAACAUGUCGUUCAGCACUAGAUCCUAUGGCCAGAAGACCAUGAGUGUCUACGGUGGAGCAGGUGGUCGUGGGACCCGCAUCUCCUCUUCCCAGAUGAGCUAUGCACCACCCUCCGGAGGCUUCAACCUUUCUGACGGCCUGGACCUCCAUGUCGGGGCCAACGAGAAGGCCACCAUGCAGAACCUGAACGACCGUCUGGCCUCCUACCUGGAGAAGGUCCGCACCCUGGAGAAGGAGAACGACCGCCUGGAUAAGCAGAUCAGAGAUUGGUACCAGAGCAAAACUGUCAUCUGCCACGACUACACCAGCUACUUCGCCAUCAUCGAUGACCUGAAGGACAAGAUUCGUAUUGCCUCUAGACUCAAUGCCAAGACAGUCCUGGACAUCGACAAUGCAAAACUGGCUGCCGAUGACUUCAAAAUGAAGUAUGAGAACGAGCUGGCCAUGAGGAUGGCUGUGGAGGCAGACAUUGCAGGACUGAAGAGGGUGCUGGAUGAGAUGAAUCUGGCCAGGAUGGAUCUGGAGAGUCAGUAUGAGAACCUGAAGGACGAGCUCAUCGUGCUCAAGAGGAACCACGAAGAGGAGAUGGCUCUGCUGAGGAGUCAGAUGGGCGGCCAGGUCAACGUGGCUGUGGACGCUUCUCCCUCUAUGGAUCUGAACAAGACUAUGACAGACAUCAGGGAACACUACGAGGGUGCCAUCGCCAAGAACCGCAAAGAUCUCGAGUUGUGGUACCAGAACAAGAUCGCAGCGGUGGAGCAGGACGUGAUCACAAACACAGAGACUCUGGUGACAACCCGCACAGAGAUUAAAGACCUGAAGAGCACCCUCCAGAGGCUUGAGAUUGAACUGCAGUCCCAUCUGAGCAUGAAAGCAUCUCUGGAGGGCACCCUGGCAGAGACUCAGGCCCGCUACGCUGCACAGCUGGCAAGCCUUCAAAACAUGGUCACAAGCCUGGAGGCCCAGCUGUCCCAGCUCCACGCCAACAUCGCCAGCAACAAGCAAGAGUACGACAUGCUGCUGGACCUCAAGACCCGCCUGGAGCUGGAGAUCGCAGAGUACAGACGGUUGUUGGAUGGGGAGGAUGACAGUUCAAAACAAGUGGUCACCAAGGUCAUCACAGUGGUGGAGACAGUUGUGGAUGGAAGGGUGGUCGAAAGUAGCAAGACUGUUGAUGUGGAUGUGGAUCAGGUUGAGUGAUGCGUUGGAAGCAUUAUCAAAAAUCAAUAAAGAUCAUGCAGUUGAAUCAGAGUUUUAUGUGUGAGAACUUCAUUGCUUUCCCUACAUUUUCAUCAUUGUUUUCCCUCACUGAUGAAUAAUGAAUCUUUUUGUAAAGAACAAAUAUCAGAGCAGAUAUG
This is a messenger RNA of Thunnus maccoyii (southern bluefin tuna), 3281 nucleotides long. RefSeq names its product keratin 98 (gene krt98). Gene Ontology annotation, molecular function: structural molecule activity. The coding region runs from base 1927 to 3123 and encodes 398 amino acids. The transcript has 8 exons. The record is from RefSeq and is a predicted model, not a curated record. Lineage: Eukaryota; Metazoa; Chordata; Actinopteri; Scombriformes; Scombridae.